Cornus florida is the source of this 1086-nucleotide messenger RNA. RefSeq names its product FBD-associated F-box protein At5g27750-like. The record is from RefSeq and is a predicted model, not a curated record. The transcript is spliced from 6 exons. The coding region runs from base 1 to 1086 and encodes 361 amino acids. Lineage: Eukaryota; Viridiplantae; Streptophyta; Magnoliopsida; Cornales; Cornaceae.
AUGUCAGCGCGGAGGAUGAACCUCAUCCUCGGCCCGCAGGAUGCAAGCAUUUCUGUCUACAUAGCCUUAAAAUCCUCCAGUCUUGAUAGAAUUGAAUUUUUGGAUGAUGACUCGAUCGGUAGGCUCUUUUCGAGCAGCCCUGUGCUUGAAGACUUGUCUGAAACAUUAUGCGAGCAGAAAGAUAUCAGUGUCUUUAAGAUUUCCGCUCCUGCUCUCAAAAUUUUCAUCAUAAAUUGCUAUGUGAAUGUUGAAAGCAAGUACAAGAUUGUACUUAAUACACCAAAUCUUCAACAACUUACAUACAAUGGUUAUGCAGUAGAAGGUUAUUCAGUGAGUAACAUAAAUUCUUAUGUCAAAGCUAACUUCGGUUUGUCUAGAAUUGGUGUUAGAGAUCUUGCCGUAGCAGAAUUUUUUGAAGGAAUUGCUUCUAGAGUUCAGUGGCUUCAUUUAUCCAAUGCUACGGUACAGACUCUUGAAUGGUACUCAUAUCCACUGCCAAAGUUUCAUUGCUCGACUUAUUUGGAGCUUGGUGAAAUGUAUGUUACAUGGAAAUUGUUACUGGAUUUACUUAACAACUCAUUGCAACUGGAAACUCUUACUUUUUGGGCACUUUCACGCCCUCGUGACGAAGACCACCCAAGCCAUUGGUAUCCACCUGAGAACGUGCAUUCUUGUUUUUCGUUUCACCUCAAAGUAAUUAAAAUCAAGUGGUUUGUGGGAGAGGACUAUGAGAUAAAAAUGGCACAGUAUUUCUUGAAGAACGCAAAAGUUUUGAAGAAAUUGAUGAUACAUCCUACUUCUAGUAAAGAGCUGGACGUUUACAACAAAUUAUUAUUGUUGGCCAGGAGCUCCAAGACUAGUGCAAUUGAGCAAAUCGUAUUUGUGAUGGUUAGCAAUCCAAAGCAGAAACUUAUUUUUAUUGUUGAUGCAUAUGACAUAAUCAAGACCUUCAUCAAACGAGCUCAAAUGGGCUCGUCUUCAAGAGUGCAAAUGGUGGUUGCCAACUUAGUCCGUGUUGAUAACCCGUCGACCUUGUUGAGGGAAGUAAAGAAGCUUAGCUUACAAGCUGAUCCAACUGGUCUGUAA